UCGCAUCCUCAUCCGGACUGGAACCGGUGUAGACAGAAUGUAUGCAACCGAUUAGCCAGUCGCAAGGCUGUCGGUCAGAUGUAUAAGUUUUCUGCGUGCCCAACCUUACGAUCAUCUCCCAGCGCACGAACACAUAAUCCACCUAACAGAUACCCUGUCGACGUGAUUGCUCCAACAUAAACAUCAUGGCUGUUCCCAACUCGUACUUUGUUCCAGGCUUCGGCAUCUCGAGAGCUGUUAUCCAGAGCGAAAUACGCUACCAUUGCGGCCCGGAUGCAAUCGUUCGACCAUACACCUUCCAGGGACGCGACGGGUUUCUGAUAACCACUAUUGGACCACCAUUGACCAAGGCACAAAUCGACGACCUAAAGUUGUCUUCUUUAGAAUACGAAGAGAAACAGUCUCGCAUCGCCGACGAGUCUAAUGUCUUCGUAAACGCACCUAUCCCAAUAAAUCAACGGAUACGACGGAGUACAUGACCGCGGCAGAGAACACAGCUGUGGAUUUCGCUUCAGUUCCCGGUCUAGGAGUUCGAAGAGCAUUCGCCCUAUACCCAUAGUUCCACGUAUUAUACGUUCAAUCUCUUUUCGUCAAGUAUUUUUUUUAGCGUGCAUGUCUUCCCAGGGCGGAAACGAGUCGACGAGUUUAUGGUAUACGGAUUUAUAUGAAGUCUCGGUAUUUCGGUUUGGCGUCUUCGGUCUUGUCAGAAUGGAUAACACACUAGCCACCACUUUACUGUUGGAGGAGCGCAGCAAAAUGUAUUCUAGUCCCAACACAAAAGGGUCUUUUU
This is a messenger RNA of Alternaria alternata, 790 nucleotides long. RefSeq lists its product as hypothetical. The record is from RefSeq and is a predicted model, not a curated record. The transcript is spliced from 2 exons. Bases 186 to 479 code for a protein of 97 amino acids. NCBI's taxonomy places the organism in Eukaryota, Fungi, Ascomycota, Dothideomycetes, Pleosporales, Pleosporaceae.